Radiomyces spectabilis is the source of this 498-nucleotide messenger RNA. RefSeq names its product 60S ribosomal protein L12. Bases 1 to 498 code for a protein of 165 amino acids. Gene Ontology annotation, biological process: translation. Gene Ontology annotation, molecular function: structural constituent of ribosome; large ribosomal subunit rRNA binding. Lineage: Eukaryota; Fungi; Mucoromycota; Mucoromycetes; Mucorales; Radiomycetaceae. The transcript is spliced from 3 exons. Gene Ontology annotation, cellular component: ribosome; cytosolic large ribosomal subunit. The record is from RefSeq and is a predicted model, not a curated record.
AUGCCUCCCAAGUUUGAUCCAUCUGAGGUGAAAAUCAUCUACCUUCGCGCAACCGGUGGUGAGCUUGCUGCUUCCAGUGCUCUUGCUCCCAAGAUCGGUCCCUUGGGUUUGUCGCCCAAGAAGGUCGGUGAAGAUAUCGCCAAGGGCACCAAGGACUGGAAGGGUCUCCGUGUCACUGUUCAGUUGACCAUCCAGAACCGUCAGGCUCAGGUUGCCGUCGUCCCCUCGGCCUCUUCCUUGGUCAUCAAGGCUCUUAAGGAACCCCCAAGAGACCGCAAGAAGGACAAGAACAUCAAGCACACCGGCAACAUUGCUCUUGAGGAAAUCAUUGAGAUUGCCCGCACCAUGCGCUUCAAGUCGUAUGCUCGUGAGCUCAAGGGUACCGUGAAGGAGAUUCUUGGUACUGCUCACUCGGUUGGUUGCACUGUCGACCGCCAGAGCCCCAAGGCCAUCUGCGAUGCCAUCGAUGCUGGCGAAGUCGAGAUCCCCGAAAAAUAA